This is a messenger RNA of Momordica charantia (bitter melon), 969 nucleotides long. Its product is annotated as V-type proton ATPase subunit c''1. Gene Ontology annotation, biological process: proton transmembrane transport. Lineage: Eukaryota; Viridiplantae; Streptophyta; Magnoliopsida; Cucurbitales; Cucurbitaceae. The record is from RefSeq and is a predicted model, not a curated record. Gene Ontology annotation, cellular component: proton-transporting V-type ATPase, V0 domain. Gene Ontology annotation, molecular function: proton-transporting ATPase activity, rotational mechanism.
AUGUCGGGCGCCGUCGUGGCGGGACGUGCUAGCUCCUGGGCUCGCGCUCUCAUCAACAUCUCUCCAUACACUUUCUCCGCCGUAGGCAUCGCCAUCGCCAUCGGCGUUUCCGUCCUCGGCGCCGCCUGGGGGAUUUACAUAACGGGAAGCAGUUUGAUCGGUGCUGCCAUCAAAGCUCCUCGUAUUACUUCGAAGAACUUGAUCAGUGUAAUUUUCUGUGAAGCUGUUGCUAUAUACGGUGUCAUUGUUGCCAUUAUCUUACAGACCAAGUUAGAGAGCGUGCCUGCAUCUCAGAUGUAUUCCCCCGAGUCUAUGAGAGCAGGAUAUGCAAUUUUUGCAUCUGGAAUCAUAGUUGGCUUCGCAAACCUUGUCUGCGGGCUGUGUGUGGGAAUCAUUGGAAGCAGCUGUGCGUUAUCUGAUGCUCAAAACUCCUCUCUCUUUGUGAAGAUUCUUGUGAUUGAGAUCUUUGGCAGUGCACUUGGGUUGUUUGGAGUGAUUGUUGGUAUAAUUAUGUCAGCUCAAGCCUCUUGGCCUGCAAAGGCAGGCUGAUCUACCUCUUGGAUUCUGAACGUGGGAUGUUAAAGUUCAUCUGUGGUGGGGAGGGUAACUUGUUUUUCUACUCUUGAGCUCUGUAGUUUACCCCUUCAAUAGAUAAUGAUAUUCUUGUAAGUUGUGACAGCUAGAGUGGGAAGUUUUAUAUGCAUCUGUUAAAAUUGUUUGGGUUUCAAUCCUCUUCCCUUGAGAACCAUUUCAUCUUUUUGAUGUUGGUAUCAAAUAUUUUUUAUUUUUGCCUUGUUUUGGAUGGGAAAGAUGCCAUCAUAGUGUUCGUUGAAUAAGUAACGGAGGGGAACUUAUUGUAGUAGGAGUACUCCCUUUUCUGGCGCGUGUAACAUAUUUCUUGAAAUAUCUUUCUGUAUCAACUUCUUGGAUCUUUUUUGAAUCAAUAAUAUCAUUAUAUUUACUGUUCCA